AUGAAACCUUCUGUUUGUGUUGCUGCAAUUCUGGUUUUUCUCUUGUGUGCUCCUGUUUUCACGUCUGCAAGGCGGCUACAAACACGUACCGAUCAUGGUGAACCAAGAACAAGAGAAGGGUUGAUAUCGGAACCGAGUUCGUACCGGAGAAGAAGCAGGCCGAUGAUGUUGAAAAGAAAAAGAGCAGACACACUACAGGUUGCAGGAUCGAGAUUGCCUGACUGCUCACACGCAUGCGGGUCGUGCACACCUUGCAGACUAGUUAUAGUGAGUUUUGUAUGUGCGUCGCAGCAAGAAGCCGAAACAUGUCCUAUGGCUUACAAGUGCAUGUGUAACAAGAAGUCUUACCCGGUUCCAUGA
Molecule: messenger RNA, 360 nt
Organism: Hibiscus syriacus
Lineage: Eukaryota; Viridiplantae; Streptophyta; Magnoliopsida; Malvales; Malvaceae
Product: protein EPIDERMAL PATTERNING FACTOR 1-like
Exons: 1
Coding region: 1-360 (119 amino acids)
Biological process (GO): guard cell differentiation; stomatal complex development
Source: RefSeq, a predicted model, not a curated record